Molecule: messenger RNA, 489 nt
Organism: Helobdella robusta
Lineage: Eukaryota; Metazoa; Annelida; Clitellata; Rhynchobdellida; Glossiphoniidae
Exons: 3
Coding region: 1-489 (162 amino acids)
Source: RefSeq, a predicted model, not a curated record
AUGACUUACAAGUUUGCUUGUGGGUCUUGGAUCGAAAGAACUUCAAUUCCCGAUGACGAGUUCGAAAUGAAUCCAUUCAGAGUUUUGAAUAACAAAAGCAGGAUUCAACUUCAAACGACUAAAGUUAUCGCUGACGCUCCGGAACCAUUAAAUUCUUACAUCAGUUUCCCCAGAAAUAUCGGCAUUAAAUUUGGUUUUGCGACUAAAAUUAUCACUCUAAACAAAAUAGCCGCAGAGAUGCGCUCCUCAAUGAAUUUUGAAAACAGAUGGGUCUUGAGAUCCGCUCUGAACUUCGCAAGUGAUGGAGAAAUAGUUAGAGAAGUAGGUAGAGAGUUCCAGAGAAAAGGACCAGAAAAAGCAAAAGCAGAUUUGGCAAAAGAGUGUUUAACACGAGUUAAGAAAAAGCGAGAAGAAGAAGACGAUCGUAAACCGGGGCGUUUAGGUUCAAUUAAUAUAUCUGAUAAGUACUUUGGAAAUAAUUUAGAUUGA